Didymodactylos carnosus is the source of this 1113-nucleotide messenger RNA. Lineage: Eukaryota; Metazoa; Rotifera; Eurotatoria; Philodinida; Philodinidae. The record is from the annotation of a GenBank genome assembly.
AUGAUUGAUUACAAAACAUGCGAUGCCUAUCUAUUGUUAAUUAUUUUAAAAAUUCAAUCAGCUUUUCUAUUAAUAUUUGGUUUUAUGGCCAAUAUAAUAGCAUUCAUUGUUUUAAUUCAACCACGUUUACGUCGACGUCCAACAUUUUCUUAUCUUGCCUAUUUAUCGUUAUCUAAUGCUCUAUUAUCAUUGAUACAUGCUGUUUUUUCAAUAUUAGGUGUUUAUUUUAAUUUAACAUUAGAAAAUCUUCCACUUAUCUAUUGUCGAUUUUUCAAUCGAUUUUCAAUCGAUUUUCUUACACAUUUUUCUCUUUAUACUUUAACGGCCGUGGAUAUUGAACGUAUACGAGCUGUCACAUCGAAAUCUGUACCACAAACAACGAACCAUCGUCGUUCACGUAGUACAGGUAGUUCAGCAGCAUUUGUUCGAGUAUGUUUCAUUCAAUUUUCAAUAGCUAUUAUUCUUAUUAUUAUUAAUUUGCAUUGGUUAACAUCUUACGGUUAUAAAAGUCAAACAAAUAAUAAUAAUAAUAAUAAUACGGAUGAUCAUAUAGCAACAAUGUGCGCAGUUGACAUUACAAAUCAGACAUCUUAUUAUGUUCAAUAUUUAACAUCAGUAUUACCCAUAAUAGAAUGUAUUCUUUUUGGUAUAAUUCCAUUUACAAUUAGUGUUUUAGCUACAAUUAUUAUUCUGAAACAUGUAUCAACAAAAUAUUCACUAUCUUAUAUAAAUAAUCAUUUAAAAAAUUCUCGCCGACGACUCGAAUUACAUUUGAGUAUAUUGUUAAUAUCCUUAAAUGUUGUUUUUAUUCUAUUUACAACUCCACACAAUGUUUAUAAUGUCUAUAUGGGCAAUUUACAUCGUUUAUUGGGCAAAAAUAUCGACUAUGAAUAUAAGGCAUUAUGCAAAGCAGCAGAAAUUCAAAAAAUUCUAGAUUUACUUCAACAAUGUUAUUUUAUGUCAACAUUUUUUCUUUAUAUAUUGACAAAUCGUCGAUUUCGUGAAGAAUUUUGUGAUUUUUUUUUAUGUUACAAAUCAAACUCAUCAUUAUCAACAAAUGCAACAACGCCACUAACCAAAUUGAAUGAUACUAACCACACAACAUGUAGAUAA